AUGCUGCAGAUUCUCCUACUUCUGCUUCUUGGCCCUCUGCCAGCUAUUCUGGCCAAAGGAUGCCAACCUAUCACUAUUCCAUUAUGUAAAGGUGUUGGAUAUAAUAUGACAUCGUUUCCAAAUAGUUAUGGCCAUGAAAAGCAGGAAGAAGCUGGCCUGGAAGUACAUCAAUUCUUCCCCUUGGUUGAGUAUGGCUGUUAUGAGCACCUUCGCUUCUUCCUCUGCACUCUCUACACUCCUAUAUGUCAAGAGAAUUAUGACAGGCCUAUUUUGCCUUGUAUGGAGCUCUGCUUAGAAGCGAAGAAGCGAUGCAGCCCGAUUAUGCAACAGUGA
Molecule: messenger RNA, 333 nt
Organism: Strongylus vulgaris
Lineage: Eukaryota; Metazoa; Nematoda; Chromadorea; Rhabditida; Strongylidae
Source: the annotation of a GenBank genome assembly